Molecule: messenger RNA, 1661 nt
Organism: Cuscuta campestris
Lineage: Eukaryota; Viridiplantae; Streptophyta; Magnoliopsida; Solanales; Convolvulaceae
Source: the annotation of a GenBank genome assembly
AUAAAGUAGAUGACACACGAUUUACGUGGAAACCCCAAAUCGGGGAGAAAACCACGGCCGCUCAACAACAGCUCCCAAACUUCCACUAAUCACCAAGAAUCAAGUGGGUACAACAAGUUCUCCUCUCUAGUAAACACUAGAGGCAUGCACAAUCAUUAAGGAGCAACCUUGGAACAACAACAAUCAACAAUUCACUAUAAAAUGGAGUAAAGACUCCCAAAAACGCAGGUCUGAAAACGCAGCUAGAAAACAACCUUCCGAGCAUCAAAAUGAGAAUCUGACCGUUGGAUUUGAAGAGAAGUAUGUGAGGAACAACAUACUAAAAUUUGAGCACGAUCGGACUUCGUUUGACCUUCGAUCCGGACAGAAAACGGGGCUGCUGCACACCGGACGUUAACAAAAAGCAACAACUGCUUUUGUCCUUUCAAUGUCCCCCCUAUUCGGAAACAAAGGGAAACGUUUUGUAUGUUCUUUUUCUUCCUCCUUGUGCUAGAUUGUGGAUCCGGAUCAUUGAAUACUCUGAUCAGCAGAGAAUCCUGUUUUGUUUUCGAUCCGGAUGAUUUCACUCUGAUGUGUGUCAGCGCAGGUGGAAUCGGUCACCUACUCCCAUCAAUUUCAACUCUUCUUGAAAUUGGGGUUUCUUGAAGGGUUUGUGUCCGCAAUUGAUGAUGGAGCAGAGGCAACUGGGGCAUCUAAGAUGAGUUUCGAUUGAUGAAGGAAAGGGGUUUGAUGGGGAUCUUAUUCUGCAAGAUUCAUUCGCCCUUCAUUUGCUUCUGCAAGCCAUCUGCUCCUCCCUGUUGUCUCUACUCUCAACCCCAGCUGAAGUUGGGAAGUACGCCCCGCGUUCCUUCUUCCACUGUUGUUGAUGCUGAUGGCACUGUGGAAUUUACUGGAGAGGCCGGUGAGGUGAAUCCGCCACAAAGGAUCAAGCAAGCUGCCAUUAACUGUUGUCGUAGAAGCUGCAUUAGAAAAAGCGGCAUGCCAAAGCAGAUCGAGAAGAAGAAGAAGAGUGUGCAGUGGGUGGAUAAAUUGGGGCAAGAACUUGCUGAGAUCAAAGAGUUUGAGAGCAGUGAAGCGGGUGACACUGACAAUGAAGAGGCAGGCCGACGCUGUUUUUGCAUCAUUCUUUGAUGUUGUUAACCACGGCUUCAUCCGGAUGGCUACACUCUUAGCUGGCCAUAUCUCUGACAAGAAGAGUAGAUCAGGUACUGGGAAAUUGGAGAACUGUAAAGCUGUUCAUCUUUGUGCGCAUUUUGUUUUGGAUUCUGUCCACAAAAUAAGAACUUCAGUUGGAGUCAGAUCUCAAGUGAAAUAUUUAUCGAAGGGUUUCCAUGCUAAACCUUAAUUGUGGAGGUGAGCUUCCUACAUCAGCUUUUUGCUGCUGUCAUGCAGUGCAGUCAAAUGAAGCUUAGAGAUCUGUUUGUACAUUUGUACAAUUAUUAGGUUUAUUCUGUUUUUAAAAUCCUUGGCGAUCCUUCAUUUAAGUGGAUGAUUGUUAUUAGCCUGUAUUGAUCAAGAGCUCAGGAGAUUCCUUUGUUGUAAAACUUGAUUCCUCUGAUCCAUAGCCGCGAGGCGGACUAAGAUAUUCAGCUUAUGGCAUCCGGAUUAGCGCAAUGGCUGCCCUUACUGAAAUGUACAAGUAAUGAAUGAACUAAUUCCCC